Messenger RNA from Mangifera indica (mango), 1417 nucleotides. Its product is annotated as putative pectinesterase 63. Lineage: Eukaryota; Viridiplantae; Streptophyta; Magnoliopsida; Sapindales; Anacardiaceae. The transcript has 4 exons. The record is from RefSeq and is a predicted model, not a curated record. Gene Ontology annotation, molecular function: pectinesterase activity. Bases 134 to 1237 code for a protein of 367 amino acids. Gene Ontology annotation, biological process: cell wall modification.
UCAAUUACCACAAAUGAGUAACCGGUCAAGCCGACGAUUUAGCCUGCUCUCAAAUCUUCACUUGCUAUUUCCUUAUUAAUAAUUGGCACAAUUAAUCAUUCACAAAUCAAACACAAAUUAAAACCAAGCAAAUAUGUGGAGUCAAGGAAUCAAACACGUUGCCAUUUUCACAAUUUUCCUCUUUCAUCAUGUCAGGCCUUACCCUGUGAUUGAAGCACCGCCAAUUCCUGAAGAUAAAGCACUAUUACCAGGCUGGUUCGAAGCCAAUGUUAAGCCUGGUAAUACUAGGAAGACAAGUCUUGACCCUGAACUUGCUGCGGCUGAGGGCGGAGCUCGUGUAAUCAAGGUUGGGUUAGAUGGAAGUGGCGAAUUUAAAACUAUAACCGAUGCACUUAACAGCAUACCGGCGGGGAACACAAAACGUGUCAUUUUAUGGAUUGGACCAGGAGAAUAUAAGGAGAAGAUCAAGAUUGAUCGAAGCAAAAAGUUUGUGACGCUCUAUGGAUCGCCUAAUGCUAUGCCUACUUUGACAUUUGAUGGAACUGCAGCCAAAUAUGGAACAGUUGACAGUGCCACCUUGGUUACGGAGUCUGAUUACUUCAUGGCUGCUAAUAUUAUAAUAAAGAAUUCUGCACCGCCACCGGACGGGAAAAGAGUUGGAGCUCAGGCGGUUGCAUUGAGGGUCUCUGGAGACAAAGCAGCCUUAUAUAACUGCAAAAUAUUUGGUUUCCAGGAUACCUUGUGUGAUGACAGGGGCAACCAUUUCUUCAAGGAUUGCUACGUUGAAGGCACUGUUGAUUUCAUUUUUGGAUCAGGGAAGUCAAUGUAUUUGAACACGGAGUUACAUGUGUUGGGGGAUGGUAAGGAUCAGUUUGCAGCAAUAACUGCGCAUGCUCGGGAGAGUGAAAAAGAGGACACAGGAUACUCAUUCGUGCAUUGUUCCAUAACUGGGGAGGGGAGCACAUACUUGGGCAGAGCCUGGAAAACUAGACCAAGAGUUAUUUAUGCUUUCACUGACAUGGGCAAGGUUGUCCAUCCAACUGGAUGGACCAACAAUUCCCACCCCGAGCGCGAAAAGAGUGUUUUCUAUGGAGAAUACAAGUGUUCAGGACCAGGGGCAACUCCAGAAAGUAGGGCUCAAUUCACCAGACAGCUAACUAGAGAUGAGGUUCUACCCUUCAUCAACCUUGGCUAUAUUCAAGGAGCUCGAUGGUUACUUCCUCCUCCCAAACUAUAAAGUCAAGCCUCUUCUUAAUUAAUAAAGCUACUUGUACACCUUAUUAAAGUAGCAUUAGAGCUUGUGCAAAUUGUUAGAGAAGCUUUACUUUAGCUUUGUACAAGUAGCCAAAGCCUACACAUAUUUCCAGUUUAUGGAAUUAGGGAUUUUAAAGGAAUGUUCAUCACUUGUAGUAAUUGA